Striga asiatica is the source of this 1210-nucleotide messenger RNA. The record is from the annotation of a GenBank genome assembly. Lineage: Eukaryota; Viridiplantae; Streptophyta; Magnoliopsida; Lamiales; Orobanchaceae.
AAAAGCCCUAGAACGAAGGUAGAAUACUAGAAUCACACGAAAAGAGUCCCAUCCUCUGAAAUGAACCUCGAUUAACCUACCUUGAAGAAUCGAAGAAUGGCGAGCGACGUGGAGCGAGUGGAAGAAGCAGAUGAGGAAGAAGAAGAAGAAUCGGCGACCGAGCUGCUUAGGGACCGAUUCCGACUCUGCACCAUCUCCAUAGCCGAGGCCGAAGCUAAGCAAAAUGGCAUGGAGGUUUCUCAGCCAAUCAUGGCGUGCAUCUCUGAUUUAGCUUUCAAAUAUGCCCAACAGUUGGCGAAAGAUCUUGAACUAUUUGCACAACACGCCGGUCGCAAGUCUGUCAACAUGGAAGAUGUCAUACUUUCUGGUAAGAUCCCUUUCAUGAUAGUUGUGUGGGUUGGGGAGUCUAUUGCUCUAAAAUACAAAACAAUCCUCAAGGGUUCGUCUGCAACACAUCGUAAUAAUCACCUGUCAGGCUUGCUGAGGUCGUUCAGCAACAAUAUAAAAGCCAAAGAACCUCAGUCAGAGAGGAAGAGAAAGAAGACCGCCAAAAGGGAAGACAAAGCUGUUACAGAUGUGCUUCAUAUUGCUGAUUGAAAUGACCAUUUCUUUCUCUUUUUUAUUUGUUUUUCUUGAGCAUUUAGAGGUAGCAAAUGGGGGAACAGAAAGUGGAGGAAAAAAAAAAGAGAGAGAGAGAGAGAAUGAAACACGUGCUAAUAUACUAACAAAACCAAUUAGGGAUUGGUAGUUUCUUAUAAUUUGUCGCUCACAUCGUAACUCAUUUUGUGAGAAGUAUUGUGUCGUAACUUGUCUUAGCCACUUACUAGUUUACAGUUUUUGGUUUCUAGACAUGGGAUUGUAGUUCUGAAAGGAUCAGAAAGCAGAGGAAACAUACUUUUAUUCCAAAUAUAUGAGAACAUGGCAAUCCUCAUUUCUCGAGUCCCUUACUUUCGGCCUUUUAGAAAAAAUUAUGUAAAUUACAUGUAAAUAGGCUUAUGUCUACCAUAAGAUCCUCAAUAAUGGCUGUGCUUUUGUGGUUCCUGGCAUACUCUGCUAUUGAAAUCUCCAUCCUUACCUCAGAUUUGAUUAGUAGAAAAUUUUUCAUGAUUAUUUGCAUUUUUAUGAAUUUGUAGAGGUGAAUACUAGUGCUUCUAAAAUCAUUUUAUUUGUCUAUGAUUCAGCUGAACAUGUGUGUAUAAUUUCAAGAAAG